UUAUAAACAAUAGAACCUCGAUGGACUUUUUACCAGUUAAAAACAUAAACAAAACAAUAUUUAAAAUAUAUACUCUAAAAAUUGAAAUAAAUUAUAAAUAGAUUAGACCAUGAGCUGCAAUUAUGCGGAUGGUCUGUCAGCCUACGACAACAAGGGGAUCCUGGGAGCACCCGAAAGUUUCGAUAGCGAUGAAGUGGUGGCCGAAAAGUGCCAGAAAUUAGCUGACCUAAUCAAAAAAUCUGGACAUGUUGUUCUGCACACAGGAGCUGGCAUCAGUACAUCCGCAGGGAUUCCAGAUUUUCGUGGACCCAAAGGAGUUUGGACCCUGGAGGAGAAGGGCGAAAAGCCGGACUUUAACGUCUCCUUCGAUGAAGCCAGACCCACUAAAACCCACAUGGCCAUCAUAUCUCUGAUCGAAAGUGGCUAUGUACAAUAUGUAAUCUCACAGAACAUUGAUGGUCUUCAUCUUAAGUCCGGAAUAGAUAGAAGACAUCUUUCCGAAUUGCACGGCAACAUUUACAUUGAACAGUGCAAGAAAUGCAGACGUCAAUUUGUGAGAUCUUCUGCAGUGGAAACAGUAGGUCAAAAAUCGCUGGAUCGCCCAUGCAAAUCUUCAAUGGAUUCUAAAGGUCGUAGUUGCCGAUCGGGAAUCUUGUACGAUAACGUUCUUGAUUGGGAACAUGAUCUUCCCGAGAACGACCUUGAAAUGGGUUUAAUGCACUCCACCAUCGCCGAUUUAAACAUUGCUCUUGGAACCACUCUGCAAAUCGUUCCAAGCGGUGAUCUUCCCUUAAAAAAUCUGAAACGCGGUGGUAAAUUUGUCAUUUGUAAUCUACAGCCUACGAAACAUGACAAAAAGGCCAAUAUGAUAAUCUCAACCUACGUGGAUGUGGUUUUGUCCAAAGUUUGUAAAUUAUUGGGUGUCGAAAUACCUGAAUACUCAGAGUCUUCCGAUCCUACAAAAAAGUCUAAGCUAGUUGAGUGGACCAUACCCACAAAUAAUGUAAAUACCUUCCACAAACAGUAUAGAAAAUAUGUAAAAGACUCUAAAAUUGAAUCUAAAGCCAAGAAAACUAAGUAUAAGUAAUUUGGCUGCUAGAAAGCAAGUAGUAAGACGCAUUUAAUAGGCCAAGAAAUUGUCCAAGGAAAAAGUAAAACACUAGAGAACUAGUUGAUAAUUUAAAAUAAACUUUAUAUAAAAAGGUA
Molecule: messenger RNA, 1206 nt
Organism: Drosophila eugracilis
Lineage: Eukaryota; Metazoa; Arthropoda; Insecta; Diptera; Drosophilidae
Gene: Sirt6
Product: NAD-dependent protein deacetylase Sirt6
Exons: 1
Coding region: 110-1087 (325 amino acids)
Molecular function (GO): NAD+ binding
Source: RefSeq, a predicted model, not a curated record